Myzus persicae (green peach aphid) is the source of this 1335-nucleotide messenger RNA. RefSeq names its product protein cereblon homolog. The transcript is spliced from 6 exons. NCBI's taxonomy places the organism in Eukaryota, Metazoa, Arthropoda, Insecta, Hemiptera, Aphididae. The record is from RefSeq and is a predicted model, not a curated record. The coding region runs from base 272 to 820 and encodes 182 amino acids.
ACAAGUACCCCAAUCCCGUACGGAGCUGCUGCCGUUCCUGCUGACGACGUCACGACGAUUAUAAUAUUACGAUUAUAAUAUUUUGUAUUAUUGUCUAUGCACUGUAUGUACGUUAUUAUCUCUAUUCUAUUGAUGCUGAUCAAAUUAACAAAUAAUUUUGUUCAUCAUUCGCCGCAUAGUACGUUGCCGUUUCUUCAGAUUUUUCCUACUUCCCAGCGUGUUUCCGGUCAAAGGUUUUAGAUUUUCAUUGAAAUUUCAAUGUAUCCGUCUAAUGGUGUUUGCUGUGGUUAUUUUAUUUGUCUGUCUGGCAUAUGGGAAGUCAGCCAGGUUUCAAGACACUGAUAUUAACUCUGGAGACUUGUCAAAAACAGUCAAUGACUAUUUUCUUUGCCGGCACUGCGGUACAGAUAUUUCACCAUUAUCAUCACUUGUAUCAAUUGACAGUCCGGCUGCUUCAAAUAGCCGUGUAUCUCAAUUAUUUGGUUUGAAAGAUAUCAAAGUCCAAACUGUAAAGAACUCAUUGCAUUCACAAUUUGAAAUUAUUACACUAUCUAAAACUUUAUGUGUUGGAAAGGGCAAUUGGCAGACCGAAGACUCAUGGUUUCCUGGUUACGUUUGGAAAGUUUGUGUAUGUGCUAAAUGUGGACGUCAUAUUGGGUGGAUGUUUGAACCUUUACAUUUGGCUACCAGUGAUAAAAUAUACCCAUCAAAAGAAGGGUUUUAUGUUGUCAUCAUCUCAAGUAUUAUUAACGAACUACAUGCUGACUCACUGAUUGUGGUGCCAAAACAUUUUUCUACGAUAGAAGAGAUUUCAGAUUAAAAAUGUCAUCUCCGAGUAAUCAAAAUUCAACAGAUAGCAAACAUGAAAUAGUUAUUAAAGAUAACAUCACUACAUUUAAAAUCCUUGAAACAUGUGUCGAUGAACCACUAACAGAGAAUCAGAAAGAAAAGUUAUUGCAAUUUGAGGAGGAGUUUAUAAAUCGAUACACAGAUGACGAUGAAGAUUUUGUUGCUACAGUAACAAUUGGACUUACAACUCCACCAUUAGUUCCUUCAUAUAGACCAUUCUGGAAUCGUAAAAGAGAUAAUAAAAGAAAAUGGGAAGACAGGAGUGAUAGAAAUUCGCAUUAUCAUCACAACAAACGCAAUCAUGGUUAUUAUAAUGAUUUUAGAAGAUAAGAUAAAUCAUUUACAGACUUACAGUACACAUGUGUGAAUUGUAUUAUCCAGUGGUUCUGAUUUGUAUAAUAAUUUAUACCUUACAAUGAUUUUAUUACAAAAUCUAUUAUAAUAAUUAUUUUCUUUCAAAAAUAUAUAUACUUUUUUUAAAAUUUA